Molecule: messenger RNA, 2708 nt
Organism: Euleptes europaea (tarantolino)
Lineage: Eukaryota; Metazoa; Chordata; Lepidosauria; Squamata; Sphaerodactylidae
Gene: NRG2
Product: neuregulin 2
Exons: 11
Coding region: 1-2706 (901 amino acids)
Biological process (GO): nervous system development; animal organ development; intracellular signal transduction
Molecular function (GO): signaling receptor binding
Source: RefSeq, a predicted model, not a curated record
AUGUUAACCACCGACCCUCCGCCACCCCCGGAAUCCCCUCUGCCUCCGCCCAGCCAAUGCUGGGAAUCCAAAGAAGGCCCGGCAGAGAGGGCUGGCCUGGCCCUGGGCCCCCAGGAGCCAGCCCCCCGGGCCUUCUCUCUCCCCCUCUCAGUGGGCAGGCCGGUGACCCCGUCCCCGAAGGGCAGGUGUCCGACACUCUCCGCAGAGGGGGCGACGGCCCCUCGGCCCCCGCGCCCUCCUCCAGGCGCAGCCGAGGCGCCGUCCGGGGUUUGCAAGGGAGGGAGGGAGGGAGGGAGGGGGGUGGGCGGCGGCGCGCAGCAGCCCCCGGGGCCUUGCAGCUCGGAGCCCCUCGGGCGGGGCGGCCAGGCCCCCCCGCUUACGCCGCUUCCGGUUGUGCAGCGGGCGCCUGGGCGGCGUCGGCGUCCCCCAGAUGGCGCGGGCAGCUGCGGCAGGGCUGGCGCCGCGAGGCCGGGCGCGGCGCUGCGAGGCGGCGCCAGCGCGGGCGGCGGGCGGGGGUCCCGGCGGGGCUGCGGCGGCCCGGGCAUGAGGCGCGCUCCGACGGCGCCGCCGCUGCUGGUGCUGCUGGUGCUGGUGCUGGUGGCGGUGGCGGUGCUGGGCGCGUCGCGGGGCUGCCGGCCGCCCGGCCCGCGCGCCCUGCAGGAGCAGGCGCGCUCGGCCGCCGUGGUGCUGGAGGGGCGCGUGCAGGCGGCGCCCAGCGGCGAGGCGGCGGCGGCGUCGUCGGGGCUGUGGGUGCGGGUGCUGGACGUGUGGCCCCAGCGCAGCGGCGGCCUGCGGCGCCAGCAGCUGGUGCGCGUGUCCGCCCCGCCGGCGCCCUGCUUCCAGGCCCGCCCCGACGGCCGCUACCUCUUCUUCCUGGAGCCCACCGAGCGGCCGCUCGUCUUCGCGCCCGCCUUCGCGCCCCUCGACGCCGCCGCCGCCAAGCACCUCAAGCGGGACGUGGCCCAGGCCCUCUGCGCCGGCUGCGCUGUCCCUCCCAAACUAAAGAAACUGAAGAGUCUCAGUGUGGAAGUGGGGGCAAAGAUUUCUUUGAAAUGUGAGGCCAGUGCAGGGAAUCCCCAGCCAUCCUACAAAUGGUUCAAAGACGGCAAAGAGCUGAAAAAGAGCAAAGAUGUCAGGAUCAAAUAUGGGAAUGGCAAAAAAAAUUCCAGAUUACAGUUGAAUAGGGUGAGAGUAGAAGAUGCAGGAGAAUAUAGCUGUGAAGCAGAGAACGUGCUGGGCAGGGACACAGUCAAAGGCACCAUCAGUGUGAAAAGUGUAAGUACAACUCUGUCCUCUGGGCCUGGACAUACCAGACAAUGCAACGAAACGGUCAAGUCUUAUUGUGUCAAUGGUGGAGUGUGCUACUACAUCGAAGGCAUCAAUCAGCUGUCCUGCAGAUGUCCAAAUGGAUUCUUCGGACAGAGAUGUUUGGAGAAACUGCCUUUGCGAUUGUACAUGCCAGAUCCUAAGCAAAAAGCUGAGGAGCUGUAUCAGAAGAGAGUUCUAACCAUUACCGGGAUUUGUGUUGCGUUGCUUGUUGUGGGAAUAGUGUGUGUGGUAGCUUACUGUAAAACCAAAAAACAGAGGAAUCAAAUGCAUAAUCAUUUAAGGCAAAAUAUGUGUCCAGCUCAUCAGAACAGGAACCUGGCCAAUGGACCCAGCCACCCUCGGCUGGACCCUGAGGAAAUUCAGAUGGCGGAUUAUAUGUCUAAAAACGUCCCGGUGACUGAGCACGUCAUACGAAGGGAGACAGAGACAACCUUUUCAGGGAGCCAUUCCUGUUCGCCAUCGCAUCGCUGUUCCACAGGGACUCCGACUUCAAGCCAAAGACACGAAAGCCACACUUGGAGCAUGGAACGGACGGAAAGCCUGACCUCGGAUUGCCAGUCGGGGAUCAUGUUAUCUUCCGUGGGGACCAGCAAGUGCAACAGCCCUGCCUGUGUGGAGGCCCGUGCGCGGCGGGAAGCCACCUUCUGCGUGGAGGACCAGCGGAGGCCAAUGACCCAGUACAGAGACUCGGUGGACUCCCUUCGAGACUCGCCGCACAGCGAGAGGUACGUAUCUGCCUUGACAACGCCAGCCCGCCUGUCCCCCGUUGACUUCCAUUGUUCCACAUCAGCCCACAUGCCCACCUUUGAGAUCACCUCUCCGAACUCGGCACAUGCAGUCUCGUUACCCCCUGCGGCAUCCAUUAGCUUCCAGGUGGAAGAGCAGCAGCCAUUGCUCAGAAGGUACCAGGUCCCUUUCCAAGAAAUGCAGAGAUACGAUAGUUACUACCAAAGAAGCAACUACCUGAACGAGAGCACAGGGAGCUUGCCCUCCAGCCCCUUCCGUAUCACAGAGGACGACGAGUACGAGACGACGCAAGAGUACAUCACCGCACUAGAACAUCCAAAGAGAAUAGGCAGCAGCAACAGGCGGUGGAAGAGAUCAAAACUCAACGGACAUCUGUCGCACAGGGGCAAAAUGCUCAGAGACUCCUUUUCGGUGAGCAGUGCCUCUUACAGUGAAUCUGACGAGGAGCUGGUAGCAGAGAGCACCCCUUUCUUAAGUAUUCGGAACACUGAAGCGAUGGACACAGACUCACCCCCCCUGUAUCGUCCAGCAGAGAGCAGGACUUACUAUUCCUUCGACAGAUGCAGCGCGCAGGGAGACAGCCGCCUCUCACACCCCACCAGGUCCAGCCAAGACACGGCACCACCUUAGAG